AUGUCUGACAACGGCCAGCAAUCGCCCAACGGUGCAAAUUCUGAGGCUCCUGCCGCGGGGGCUGGCGAGCAUUUGAACAUCAAGGUCACCGACGGAAACAAUGAGGUCUUUUUCAAAAUCAAGCGCAGCACCAAAUUAGAGAAACUCAUGAAGGCCUUUUGCGAGAGGCAAGGAAAGGAUCCCCGUGCUGCCCGAUUUCUCUUCGAAGGCCAGAAAGUACAGGCAACCGAUACCCCAGAUCAGCUUGAAAUGCAGGAUGGCGACUCCAUCGAAGUUCACCAAGAGCAGAUUGGAGGCUGUGCUUGA
Messenger RNA from Exophiala aquamarina CBS 119918, 306 nucleotides. RefSeq lists its product as uncharacterized. Gene Ontology annotation, cellular component: nucleus; septin ring. Bases 1 to 306 code for a protein of 101 amino acids. Lineage: Eukaryota; Fungi; Ascomycota; Eurotiomycetes; Chaetothyriales; Herpotrichiellaceae. The record is from RefSeq and is a predicted model, not a curated record. The transcript is spliced from 2 exons. Gene Ontology annotation, molecular function: ubiquitin-like protein ligase binding; protein tag activity. Gene Ontology annotation, biological process: protein sumoylation.